Molecule: messenger RNA, 3091 nt
Organism: Octopus bimaculoides (California two-spot octopus)
Lineage: Eukaryota; Metazoa; Mollusca; Cephalopoda; Octopoda; Octopodidae
Product: phosphatidylinositol N-acetylglucosaminyltransferase subunit C
Biological process (GO): GPI anchor biosynthetic process
Cellular component (GO): glycosylphosphatidylinositol-N-acetylglucosaminyltransferase (GPI-GnT) complex; membrane
Source: RefSeq, a predicted model, not a curated record
AUUUAAAAAAUGACGCGAUCUAAAUGGCAAAAGAUUUUGUACGAGGAUCAGGGAGUUAGUGAUAAUUAUGUUGAUGAGACAUUUUUGGAUGAACUCAGAAAAAAUCUGUAUAUCCGAUCCUAUGAUUACUGGAGAGCUGCUCAGGAGUCAGGUACAUUUACUCAACAAAUGUGCAGUGUUUGCAUCUUUGUUGUUGUCUUCAUAUACAUGGAUCAAGAAAAGUUGAGCCCUCAAGUACUUUUCAUUGUUUCUUCUCUUUUGACUCUUAUUGGUUAUUGCAUUAAAGUUAUCAUACAUGACAAACAAGAAAUUGACAAUAAAAGAACAAAAAUGGAUGAUCUGAAGACAGCUGUGAUAUUUGUAUCAUUCAGUUUAAUUCUGUGUCCAGUACUUGUAUCUUUGACACAGACCAUCAGUACAGAUACCAUUUAUUGCAUGAGUACAGUAAUGUUGCUCUCCAAUGUUCUCUUCCAUGACUAUGGUCCUCAUUCUGCUGUUGUGUCAAGUCCUUUGUCAUUGAAUGCAGCUAUCUUUGCUGCUGUUUGUUUAGCAUCAAGACUCCACACACCUUUACAUGCUUUCUCGAUUGUGACUUUUGCACUUGAAAUCUUUGCAUUGUGGCCUAUGCUUCGAAUAGAGCUAAAGAAAAGAGGCUCUAUUUGCCAAAAUACAAUGAGUGUUUUAGUUGGUGUGAUAGCCAGUGUAGCAUUGUGGUCUGUGUCACCUUUUGGAGCAACCAUUUUUAUCACUGUUCAUCUCCUGAUCAAUUUUGCUUGUCCAGCAUGGCUUUGCAGGCUUCAGUCAUCUAAGAACAAUAUUUAUGGUCCUUGGGAUGAAGCCAUCAUCAACAGCAUAGAACAUCCAAAGGCUACUAGAAACUGAUAAAUUCACCAAAGAGUUAACAGUUUUUUUUCAAUGUUGAUGUAUAUAUUUAAAAGCUGAAAUGUUCCAGAAGUCUGUAAGUAAUCAUAAACUAGGAAGAAUUUGAGAUUCUAUAAAAACACUUGGCUAAAGUCUCUUUGAUUGGGUGAAUGUCACUCAUCAACUUGUAAACAUCCUUCAUCAGUAUCUGCUUCAAGGUUGAUAAUGAAAUAUCUGAGAUUAACAAUUACUUUAAGAGACCAUGUCUUUAACAUUACGAAACAAAACUAAUUUAUUUGGUCGCUUCUUAAGGGUAAUCGUAAUCUAACCCUUUCGUUAUUGUCUCACUAGUUAUCAAGAUUCUACAAUCAAUCUGUCAAAUAAUCCUUCACUGCUCACCACCACUGUUAAUAUCCUGAACAAUUUCCUUGAUUGAUCCAGUUAACAUCAGAAAUGAUUUUAUGUUGGUGAAAUCCUAAGUAUUAAGAGUGUGAAUAAUCUAUGUAGGUAGAGAUUAGGUUUGAUAAAUAGCAAGAUAUUGCCUCUUCCUUCUUGAAUUUAAACUUCUGAGAGGAUUUUACUUAUGCUGUCUUUAUUGCCACCUGUUUCUUGUUUGAGUGAUUCUUUAAGGACAGCAAUGGUAUGAAAUUGGUUUCUUUAUCUGGAAUGAAUCAUUGUCAAAAUGUUUAUCAACAGAUAACAUGGUGUAAUUCGUUCAUCUUGUUCAGGGAAAAUAAAGGCAAAGUAUGUAGAGAAUAUAUAAUUUUUUCCUUGGUAAAUAAUUAAUAAUCCAAGGCAAUAUAUUUAAUUUCAUUUACAUAUUUAUCUUCAUUUGUAAAAAGCUGUUCUGAGAUGUCAUUUCACAUUAGUCUGAAGUGUUAGACAAUCUUGUAUAUUAUGUUCAAAUAGUUGAAGAUAAAAGAAGGUUAAGUAAUAAUUGAUAACUAUUUUUGUUAAAAUUGUGUUGUGGAUAACUCAGAAAGAAGAAUAGUGGAGUAAAUUGAUAAAGCUAAAAUGUUUAGUUUAUAAUUAAAAUAAAGAGCAAUAAAUGAAUACUUGAUUGUUGCUGCUUUAGGCUUAAAAAGAGUUAGCUAGAUGUUAGUAUUAUAGGAAAACUUUUGGGAAAUUUCCAUUGCAGCCUUUUGGGAAGGCAGGGAAGUUGAGUGUUCAACCAUUUAUUCUUUUUUUCAUUUCAGUCAUGUGGCUGCAGUCAUGCUAGUGCACCACUGUGAAGGUUCUUGACAUUCCACAUGUAUAUGCCCAAAAUGUGAGUUAAAAUAGCUGAUUGUCUCUCUGCCUUCACCAAUAAACUGAAAUGGAAAAUUUCCAGAAUUUUCCUGAGGUUCCACGAAAUGAUCAAAUGAACUAGGAAAAAAGUUUGCCAGCUUUUUCUCUGUAUGACAUUGUGGACUUUAUUGAUCUCAGAAAUUCUCCUGUCGACUACAAUUUUGUUUUGUCUUCUAACAGAGGCUUUCAGGCAUCUGUAGAGAUUCAGAUUGAUACUAUUCUCUGCAUGGGAUCAUUGGUAGUUUAUCACUGAUAGUGGCCAGUCUUUUCUCAUCUGAUAUUUCUGGUGCUUCCUGUCUUUUUUGUCUUGUUCAAAUAAUUUGUAGCCCAAAUAACAGACUUUCUUUUUUUCUCUUUCCUUUGCAACAGUUUUGAACUGUUUUGGCUGGAUGUCACAGAGUGUGAGGUUUCACUUCAAGAUGUCUCUGAACUUCAGUUAUGGUCUUCCAAGAUGACGCUUUCCUGUCACCAGUUCAGAAUUAAUAUAAUCUUUGAAGAGUCAAUUAUUAUUCAUCCUUUGAAUAUAUCCAAUGCAGCUGAGUUGAUGUCUCAUGAUCAUUGUUUUGAUGCUUGCAAUUUUUGCUUGUUGUAGGAUAUUGGUGUUGGUCUUUUAUUCCUAAUUAAUACCUAGUGCUGAGAAACGUUUUGAUGGAACUAUUCAUUAAGAAGUUGAUGUCUUGCAAGCAUAAAGAAGUGUGCUGAUAACUACCGCUUGGUAUGCAGACAAUUUGGUGUACCAAGCAGUAGUUAUCAACACACUUCUCUACACUUGCAAGACAUAGACUUCUUAACAGACAGGUUGGUGGUAGUUUUGAGUUUGAGGUCCUUGAAAACUCUUUGAUAAACUAUUCUAUAUGGAGUAUGGGCCGCACAUAUCCUGUUGUUGAUUUUGUCAGUGGUUGUAUUUGAAGAUUAAAAUGGAACCAAGUUAUAGAAAGCAGGA